Molecule: messenger RNA, 1113 nt
Organism: Trifolium pratense (red clover)
Lineage: Eukaryota; Viridiplantae; Streptophyta; Magnoliopsida; Fabales; Fabaceae
Product: ruBisCO-associated protein-like
Exons: 1
Coding region: 68-874 (268 amino acids)
Biological process (GO): carbohydrate metabolic process
Source: RefSeq, a predicted model, not a curated record
UUUCAUUCCAAAAUCCAUAUUAAUCAAAAUUAUUACUAUCCCCACCCCACCCCACCCCACAAUAACAAUGUUGUCUAUCUUUAGGCAAUACACAUUCGAUGACUCAUUCCAACAAGUGUUCAUAUCUAGCAAAUUCCUAAAAGAAUACCAAAUUGCCCUCACAUUUGCCACAGAUUAUGACCAAAACAACAUACCCUCAAAUGGAAUUUUUAGACCCACUUGGGACACAACAAAAAUCACACCCGAAUCUAUCAUUAAUUUCAAAAAACUAUACCCCAAUGUGAACAUUAAAGUGUACAUUAGUAUAGGUAACCGUGGCACAAAAUUCCCAUUUUCUCCCCAAAGCACCAACAAAUCAUGGAUUCUUAAUGCAACACAAUCACUCACAAACAUCAUUAAAAACAAAGAAGAUUCUAACCUUCAAGUAGAUGGGAUUGAUGUUUUGUAUGAACAAAUUGAUGCUUCACCCGUUGACUUUGUUGAAUGUAUUGGUCAACUUAUAAAAAAAUUAAAGGAAAAUGGUGUUAUAAAAGAAGCUUCAAUUUCUCCAUCUUUUGGUCUCAAUAAGGAAUUUUAUUUCUUAUUGUAUAAAACUUAUUUUUAUCUCAUUGAUUGGGUUGAUUAUCAAUUUCAAAAUGAAGUUUUUCCUAUUUUUGCACCAAAUAAAUUGGUGGAAAUUUAUGAUGAAUUGGUAAAGGAAUUUUAUCCAAGGAAGAAAUUGUUUGCUGGGUAUAGUGCUGAGAAUGAAGAUUGGGCUACUUUGUCACCAAUUGUGUUUUUUCUAGGAGGAAUGGAUAUUCUCAAGAAAAGAAGAGGUCCUGGCAUUUCAAUUCAUUAUCAUAAUUACUAUCAACAAAAUUCAAAUAAUGAAUGAUCUACAUGGUAUAAGUAUAAGUAUGUAUAUUUACUUUAAUUAUGUGUGUGUGUGUGUGUGUUGCAAUGUAUGCUUGAUGGUGAAGUAACUAUACUAUAUUAUGUACUAUAUAUAUCAUGACUACUUUUAAAUAAGAUCCAUAUGGAUGAUGAAUUGAUGAUAAAAUCUUCCACCUAACUUAUAUAUCUCAAGGGUUAAAAAAGACUUGUAUAUUUUAUGCAUGUUUGUUAUAUGGGUAG